CCUGCAAUCGUAAAAUAAGAAAUUUAAUCUUGGCCUCUUUGUCUAGGGGGAAUUUUAUAUUUCUUUCUUUUGUUUUGGCUCCACAGCUCUUCCCAUUGUAAUUUGCAUUUUCAAACUAAUCCCUUCAACCAAAUACCAUGGGAGGCUGUGCGAGCAAACCUAAAGAAUCUGACAUUGUCGAAGCCUCCGUCCCGACCGAAAAUGUUGUUGUUGAGUCCAAGGAUGCCACAACCGAGACAGAUGCCACAUUAACUCAGGAGAAGACAGAAGAGUCCAGCGAAGAGACAAAGAAGGAAGGUGAGACAAAAGAGGAUUCCUCUGAGUCAACCAAGGCCGAGCCAACUCCAGAAGCUGUGAAGGAAGAAGAGAAAGCUCCUGCUGAGACUGAGCCACCAACACAAGAGACCACACCUGCCAAAACCGAUGAGGCCCCUCUCGUGAUCCUUUGAUUGUCAUUUCUAAAUCUCAAAAUCAUGUGUAUGCAUGCGCGCAAGUGCAAGUGUUCCUCACUAUUCUAUUGUCAAUUCUCAUGUACAUUGUAUUGUGUCCGCCUCUAGUACUAAAAUCUCGUUAUGAAAAAAUACA
This is a messenger RNA of Camelina sativa (false flax), 585 nucleotides long. RefSeq lists its product as uncharacterized. NCBI's taxonomy places the organism in Eukaryota, Viridiplantae, Streptophyta, Magnoliopsida, Brassicales, Brassicaceae. The record is from RefSeq and is a predicted model, not a curated record.